CAUCGACGCCAUCGACUUCACCAUUCUUCCUGUCCACCUCGUUCACUCAGUCUCCCCUCCCACACCACGUUGCGUGUUUUGAAAGCUGCGCAACCAUGAGCUCAGCCUUCUUGAGGAGCCUGGCUCCCUCCACAAAGUUCUCUUCUCGCACCCUCAAAUCCAACACACGACAAUUUUCUUCUUCGAGACCGACCGCACGACUGGUCACUUCGUCGCCCUUAAGAGCCAAGCUUGCAGAAGGUCCUAUUGGAAAAUCAUACCCGGUCAUUGAUCACGAGUAUGAUGCUGUUGUGGUCGGUGCUGGUGGAGCUGGUCUCAGAGCAGCUUUCGGCCUAGCGGAAGCAGGAUUUAACACCGCAUGCAUAACCAAGUUAUUCCCUACACGAAGUCAUACCGUCGCGGCGCAAGGUGGCAUCAACGCUGCUCUGGGAAACAUGCACGAGGAUGACUGGAGAUGGCACAUGUACGAUACCGUCAAAGGCUCUGACUGGCUCGGCGACCAGGACGCGAUCCAUUACAUGACUCGAGAAGCGCCCCGAUCCGUCAUUGAACUCGAAGGCUACGGCUGCCCCUUUUCCCGAACUGAGGAUGGCCGGAUAUAUCAGAGAGCUUUCGGCGGUCAAUCGCAGAAGUAUGGCAAGGGUGGACAAGCCUACCGAUGCUGUGCUGCAGCAGACCGAACGGGCCACGCUCUUUUGCACACGCUCUAUGGCCGAUCGUUGAAUUACAAUACCAACUAUUUUAUCGAAUAUUUUGCCCUGGAUUUGAUCAUGGAGGAUGGCGAGUGCAAGGGCGUCUUGGCAUACAAUCAAGAAGAUGGCACCCUUCACCGUUUCCGAGCUAACAACACCGUCUUGGCCACUGGUGGAUAUGGGCGUGCGUACUUCAGCUGCACAUCUGCACACACUUGCACUGGUGAUGGUAUGGCCAUGGUCGCACGUGCUGGUCUGCCUAACCAGGAUCUGGAGUUUGUACAAUUCCAUCCCACCGGUAUCUAUGGCGCUGGAUGUCUCAUCACCGAGGGUUCCCGUGGUGAGGGUGGAUAUCUCCUCAACUCGGAGGGUGAGCGAUUCAUGGAACGAUAUGCACCCACCGCCAAGGAUCUUGCAUCGCGAGACGUCGUCUCGCGAUCCAUGACCAUGGAGAUUCGUGAGGGUCGUGGUGUCGGUCCAGAAAAGGAUCACAUCUACCUACAACUGAGCCAUCUGCCCGCUGAGAUCCUUCACGAGCGACUCCCUGGCAUCUCUGAGACAGCGUCCAUCUUCUCCGGCGUGGAUGUUACUAAGCAGCCAAUCCCCGUUCUACCAACGGUGCACUACAACAUGGGAGGUAUCCCCACCAAGUACACCGGAGAGGUGCUCCGCGUCGACGAUCAAGGAAAGGAUCAGGUCGUGCCCGGUCUGUUUGCUUGUGGUGAAGCCGCCUGUGUGUCUGUGCACGGAGCCAACAGAUUGGGAGCCAACUCGCUACUGGAUCUGAUUGUCUUUGGACGAGCCGUGUCACACACUAUCAGGGACAACUUCUCACCAGGUGCUCCUCUCAAGCCUCUUGCGUCUGACGCCGGCGCCGAUUCGAUCGAGGUUCUCGAUCGAGUACGCAAUUCCAGUGGACCCAAGAGCACCAACGACAUUCGAGCUGCUAUGCAAAAGACCAUGCAGACCGAUGUCAGUGUCUUCCGAAUGCAAGAGUCCCUCGAUGAAGGUGUGACCAAGAUCAACGAGGUCGACCAACAGUACGAUCAAAUUGGUAUCAAGGACCGUAGCAUGAUCUGGAACUCUGAUCUGGUUGAGGCCCUCGAGUUGAGGAAUUUGUUGACCUGCGCAACUCAAACAGCAGCUUCGGCAGCCAACCGCAAGGAAUCACGGGGCGCACAUGCCCGUGAGGACUAUCCCGAUCGUGACGAUGAGAACUGGAUGAAGCAUACCCUGUCGUGGCAAAAGACUCCUCACGGCAAGGUCGAGCUGGGUUACCGAGCCGUGACUGGUACAACGUUGGAUGAGAACGAGUGCAAGGCGGUGCCUCCAUUCAAGAGAACAUAUUAGUCUCAGAUGGUCGUCAGCUGGCUUGUGCUGAGCACAGGAGUCUUGAGAGACCCAUGGUCAGCAGAGGGUUGCGCAAGACAAUGAAUUUAGCUAUCGCAUAUUGUCAGUGUAAAAAAUAUUAUUCUACAUCAGCACCCAUGAGGUCUCGAUCGAGCCUGAACGGCGACACGUUGCUAUUCUCCUAUGACAUAUUCGCAGCCUGUGUCACGUUCGGGUCAGGCUGUACGGGAAAC
Messenger RNA from Exophiala mesophila, 2275 nucleotides. RefSeq names its product succinate dehydrogenase [ubiquinone] flavoprotein subunit 2, mitochondrial. Lineage: Eukaryota; Fungi; Ascomycota; Eurotiomycetes; Chaetothyriales; Herpotrichiellaceae. Gene Ontology annotation, biological process: mitochondrial electron transport, succinate to ubiquinone; tricarboxylic acid cycle. Bases 96 to 2042 code for a protein of 648 amino acids. Gene Ontology annotation, molecular function: electron transfer activity; flavin adenine dinucleotide binding; succinate dehydrogenase (quinone) activity. The transcript is spliced from 6 exons. The record is from RefSeq and is a predicted model, not a curated record.